UUUCAGAACCAUAGGGCCAAACUGCGCAGGAUGGGAAUGUUCAGAAAUAUCGAAGACUCGGAUUUUGAGCCACCCCCAAACUACUUAAGAGAUGCCCAGAUUCUUGGAAACCAAUUGAAUGCUCUCUGGAGAGGCGUGCCUUACGCAAUACCCAUGCUACACUUGAUGCCACCCAUUGCACCACCCAUGCCGCCACCUGUGCCGCCACCCAUGCCACCGCCCAUGCCGCCGCCCAUGCCGCCACCCAUGGUGCCGCCCAUGCCACGACCUCUGCUGCCACCCAUGGCUGCACCCAUGAUGCCAGCCUUGGUGCCACGUAUGGUGGUACCCAUGCUACCACGCAUGAUUAUGCCACCCAUGAUGCCACCUAUGAUGCUGCCCCAUGUAGCACCACCUAUGGUUCCACCAAUGGGACCAAUUAUCCCACUAGGUAUACCACCACGUAUAGCAGUACCUGUAGCUCCACUUGUAGUACCACGUGUAGUAGUACCAUGCUUAUUUCCACCUGGAGCUCCACCUGUGGCACCAUUUGUAGGCCCAAGCCCAAACGCAGCACUUGGCGCACCACCCCCUGGAGCUCCACCCGUGGCACCAUUUGUAGGCCCAAGCCCAAAUGCAGCACUUGGCGCACCACCACCUGUAGCUCUACCUCCAGCACCACUUAGAGUAGCACCCGCAGCUGCAGGCCCAGUCUCAGAUGUAGCACCCAAGGGCCAAAGUCAAGCCCUAGACGCAGCACCCGCAGCCACAGGCCCAGUCCCAGACACAGCACCUGCAGCCGUAGGCCCAGGCCCAGGCCCAGACGCAGCACCUGAAGGCCAAAGUCAAGCCCGAGACGCAGCACCCGCAGCCGCAGCAGCCGCAGCCACAAGCCCAAUCCCAGAUGCAGCACCCGAGGACCAAGGCCAAGCCCAAGACGCAGAACCCGCAUCCACAGGCCCAGUCCCAGACGCAGCACCUGCAGCCACAGGUUCAGUCCAAGAUGCAGUACCCGCAGCCACAGGCUCAGUCCAAGAUUCAGCACCUGCAUCUACAGGCCCAGUCCCAGAUGCAGCACCUGCAGCCGCAGGCCCAGUCCAAGAUGCAGCACCCGCAGCCACAGGCCCACGCCCAGACGCAGCACCCGCGGGCCAAGGCCAAGCCCAAGACGCAGCAUCCGCGGGCAAAGGCCGAGCCCGAGAUGCAGCACCCACAGCCGCAGACCCAGACGCAGCACCCGCAGACCAAGGCCGAAGCCGAGACGCAGCACCCACAGGUAAAGGCCGAGCCCGAGAUGCAGCACCCACAGGUAAAGGCCGAGCCCAAGACGCAGCACCCACGGGCAAAGGCCGAGCCCGAGACACAGCACCCACAGGUAAAGGCCGAGCCCGAGAUGCAGCACCCACAGCCGCAGCCCCAGAUGCAGCACCCGCAGACCAAGGCCAAGCCCGAGACACAGCACCUGCGGGCAAAGGCCGAGCCCGAGACACAGCACCCACAGUCGCAGACCCAGACGCAGCACCCGCAGGCCGAGGCCGAGACGCAGCACCCACAGGCAAAGGCCGAGACGCAGCACCCACAGGCAAAGGCCGAGCCCGAGACGCAGUACCCGGGGGCAAAGGUCGAGCCCGAGACGCAGCACCCGCGGGCAAAGGUCAAGCCCGAGACGCAGCACCCGCGGGCAAAGGUCGAGCCCGAGACGCAGCACCCACAGCCGCAGGCCCAGACGCAGCACCCGCAGACCAAGGCCGAGGCCGAGACACAGCACCCAAGGGCAAAGGCCGAGCCCGAAAAGCAGCAUCCGCGGGCCAAGGCCGAGCCCAAGACGCAGCACCCAUAGCCGCAGACCCAGGCCCAGAUGCAGCACCUCCAGACCGAGGCCGAGGCCGAGAUGCAGCACCUGCAGGCAAAGGCCGAGCCCGAAACGCGGCACCCGUGGGCCAAGGCCGAGCCCGAGAUGCAGCACCCGCAGCCGCAGACCCAGACGCAGCACCCGCAGACCAAGGCCGAGGCCGAGACGCAGCACCCACGGGCAAAGGCCGAACCCGAAAUGCAGCACCCGCAGCCGCGGCACCCGCAACCUCAGGCCAAGGCCAAGCCCAAGAUGCAGCACCGUCUUCACAUCAGCACAAUAAAUGAUGGCCCACAGAGCUCCCAUCAGACCCAUCUCUGCCUCCUCUGGAUCUAGUCACAGUUGAAAGAAAAAGACAACCAGAUCCAAAUCCUUCUGUUUAAGCAUCAUAUCAGUCUUGCAACCACUCUUUGACUAUAAGGAUAGAAACAAGUUUUACCCAUUGGCAAGGAAAACCACCUACAUUGAGUCCUUCCAUAUGACACCCACAUUGAGUCCUUCAAUACGAUACCCACAUUGAGUCCUUCUAUAUGAUACCCACAUUGAGUCCUUCCCCAUAUGACAUCCAUAUUGAGUCCUUCCAUAUGAGACCCACAUUGAGUCCUUCCAUCUGGCCAAUUGGGCCAGGGCAGGACAUGGAAGCAGGAACAACACUACUGUGGGUUACUGAUUUAAAAAAUAUAUAUAUAUGAGAUUGGGUUGUAAAAAGGCCCAAAGCCAUUCAUUCCCUGUAAAGAAUUGGCAUAUAAAGAGAGAAUUUUGGUUGUUAAAAGCAAGAGUUGAUAUCCAACAGCAGAGAUGAGAGUCCCAAUAUCAAGGGUUUUGUUAAAAUAUCAGUUCAGUUUUACAAAGGUACAUAUGAGAUCUCUGAGAAACAUAAUAUUACUAGCUUUCAAACAUACUGCACACUAAAGCAGAUAAACCAAUGAAAUCUCAAUUCAGAAAAGUGAUUUCGUGAUCAAUUUGUAAGAGAAAGCAUUAAAUGUUUUGAAAAGAUCUAAGUUUACUUGGUUCCCAUAAGUUGUACCUGUAUUCUAAAAGUUAAAUAA
Molecule: messenger RNA, 2880 nt
Organism: Antechinus flavipes (yellow-footed antechinus)
Lineage: Eukaryota; Metazoa; Chordata; Mammalia; Dasyuromorphia; Dasyuridae
Product: nascent polypeptide-associated complex subunit alpha, muscle-specific form-like
Exons: 2
Coding region: 31-2118 (695 amino acids)
Source: RefSeq, a predicted model, not a curated record